GAUCGCUGCGCGGGCUGCGAGAGCUAGGUGGCCGGGCGCGGAGCCCAAGCCGUGCCGCGCGGCGCCAUGAAGGGCAAGGAGGAAAAGGAGGGCGGCGCGCGGCUGGGCACUGGCGGUGGCAGCCCCGAUAAGAGCCCGAGUGCGCAGGAGCUCAAGGAGCAGGGGAACCGGCUCUUCGUGGGCCGCAAGUACCAGGAGGCGGCGGCCUGCUACGGCCGCGCCAUCACCCGGAACCCGCUUGUGGCGGUGUACUACACCAACCGGGCCCUGUGCUAUCUGAAGAUGCAGCAGCCUGAACAGGCACUUGCUGACUGCCGGAGAGCCCUGGAGCUGGAUGGGCAGUCUGUGAAGGCGCACUUCUUCCUGGGGCAGUGCCAGCUAGAGAUGGAGAGUUAUGAUGAGGCCAUUGCCAAUCUGCAGCGAGCCUAUAGUUUGGCCAAGGAGCAGCGACUCAACUUUGGGGAUGAUAUCCCUAGUGCCCUUCGCAUUGCUAAGAAGAAGCGUUGGAACAGUAUCGAGGAACGGCGCAUUCACCAGGAGAGUGAGCUGCAUUCUUAUCUCACCAGGCUCAUUGCUGCUGAACGAGAGAGGGAACUGGAAGAGUGUCAGAGGAACCACGAGGGUGAUGAGGAUGAUGGCCAUGUCCGGGCCCAGCAGGCCUGCAUUGAGGCCAAGCACGAUAAAUACAUGGCAGACAUGGAUGAGCUCUUCUCUCAGGUGGAUGAGAAAAGAAAGAAGCGAGAUAUCCCGGACUACUUGUGUGGCAAGAUCAGCUUUGAGCUGAUGCGGGAGCCCUGCAUCACACCCAGUGGUAUCACUUAUGACCGGAAGGACAUUGAGGAGCACCUGCAGCGUGUGGGCCACUUUGACCCUGUGACCCGGAGCCCUCUGACCCAGGAACAGCUCAUACCCAACUUGGCCAUGAAGGAAGUCAUUGAUGCAUUCAUCUCUGAGAACGGCUGGGUAGAGGACUACUAAGGCCCCAUGUCCUGCCUGGCACUCUGGCCCAGGAGGGUCUGGAGGCAGAAGCUCCAGCCCCUGUAUAUAGUUUGUGUCCCUGGGCCUGUCCCAUCAGUCCUGCUGAUGGGUUCUGAACUGCUCCCUACUCGGCAUACCCCUUGCUGGACCAUGAGCCUCCCCUGUCCCCCUUCUGGGCUGGAAAGCGGGUAAGGGUGGGCUGAGGUUGCUGCUGCUGCCGCCACUGUCCUGUAAUAAAGUCUGUGAGCACUACA
Molecule: messenger RNA, 1232 nt
Organism: Peromyscus leucopus (white-footed mouse)
Lineage: Eukaryota; Metazoa; Chordata; Mammalia; Rodentia; Cricetidae
Gene: Stub1
Product: STIP1 homology and U-box containing protein 1
Exons: 7
Coding region: 67-978 (303 amino acids)
Biological process (GO): positive regulation of proteolysis; proteasome-mediated ubiquitin-dependent protein catabolic process; protein polyubiquitination
Cellular component (GO): cytoplasm; Z disc
Molecular function (GO): protein-folding chaperone binding; ubiquitin protein ligase activity
Source: RefSeq, a predicted model, not a curated record